CUUUAGUGUCAAAAGUCAAUGUGAAUAUUUUCAAUGAUACUGUUUUUUUCUUUGUUUCUUUUUCACUUUUUCUAAACCCCAACAUUCUAACACAAACUCUGAGGUCGAUUGGAAUUGGACUGAUUUGUGCGUAUUUCUUGUUCUGGGGGGGGGUGUUCUGUUCUUUGUUUGAUAGUUUGAAUCAACGUUAUUUGAAAAUGGCUCCACCAAAAAGUUUUAUAUAGCAACAUUUCACGAAGCUCUCGAAAGAUCUAGCUCAUUGCAAUAUAUGCUCCAAGAUUUUGAAAACUUCGGGGAAUAUCACUAAUCUCAAAAAUCGUUUAAAACAAAAUUAUAAACAAAUCGGGGAUUCUCAACAUGUGGAAAAGGGUCCUCAACCUCAUGGAGGUGGCACUACGAAGGAAAAGAUUUCCUUACAAGAUGAUGGCCAGUCAAAUACAUCAACUUUGACUAUUGAAUCUUCUGAAGCUUUUACUUCUUCAAUGUCAAAUAUAAAUGAGGAAAGUCGUCACUCAAAUUUGACUGAUAUGACAGUUUUGAAACAGCCAUCAAUUAUUAAUUCAAUGAAAAAAGUCUCGUCCUAUUCAGAUGGUGGAAUGUCAAGAUAACAGAGGCCGUUGUGAAUUUCAUUGUGCAAGACAAUCUGCCCUUCAGUACAGUGGAAGAGAAAGGCUUUCACAACUUCAUGAAAAGGGUCGCACCACUAUAUAAAAUACCAACUAGGAACACAGUAAAAGCAAGAGUAGAUGAAAAGUACAAUACAGCUUCUGCUAUCUUCAAAGAAAUUUUCUCAAACAUACAAUAUUUUAUAGUAAUAACAGACAUGGACGACUGCUGAUUUACAAACAAAAAGUUAUCUGGGUAUUACAAUUCAUUUUAUUCAUAAAUUGAUAUUGAACUCAGCAACAAUUGGGGUUACUGAAUUAAAUGAGGCACACACAGCUGCUUACAUUGGGUCGCAACUUGUCAGUAGUUUGAGCGAAUGAGGUAUAACUACUGAUAAAGUAGUUGCUGUGAUAACAGAUAAUGCUGCAAAUAUUGUCAAAGCUGUUGUAGACACAUUUGGAAAACAAAAACAUAUCCCAUGUUUGGCACAUACCUUAAAUCUGUGUGAGAAUGCAAUUAAAAAUACAGAAGGUUUAAGUUACCUAAUUGAAAAAGCAAGAUCCAUUGUCAUUUAUUUCAAAAGAAGUGUAAAAGCUACUGAUUUGGUAUGGAGUACCCAACAACAGGCAGGGACACUUGAAGGAAAUCAGAAAAAACUUAUUUUGGAUGUAAAAACUUGAUGGAAUUCAACAUUGUAUAUGAUUGGAAGAUUUUUAGAGCUGGUGCCUGAAGUUAGCAAUAUAAUUCUUUCUCAAGCUGAUGCACCAGCAAUGUUAAGUGGGAAUGAGCUUGAUCAAUUGAAGGAAAUUAAAAGAUUAUUACACCCUUUGGAGCAAAUGACCAAAGAGAUAAGUGGUCAGAAUUUUCUUACAGUUAGUAAUAAUAAUGGGCAGGAGAUAGUUCAUGAACUUGGAAGGAAGUUGAAGAUGGAAUUUUUAAAAGAAUUCAACAAAAGAUUUGAUGGGAUAGAAAAAUCACUUUUGCCAGCCAUAUCAAUAGUAUUGGAUCCCAGGUGUAAAAUUUUGCAUUUUAAAGAUCCAAUUGCAAUUUCCACAACAAUAAGAUUUAUAAAAUCUGAAAUCGCACAAAAUGAAUCAUUUUCUUCAUCAGAAUCUGAAGCAGCAAUGUCAGAAGAUGAUUCCUUUGAUUUAUGGGCAUACCACAAGAAGAUAGCACACACAAAAAGGAAAAGUUCUAGCCCCAUUGUGGGUACUGAUGAAGUAACACAGUAUUUGGGAGUACCAGUGAGGCAAUUGAAAGAGGAUCCCUUGGAAUUAUGGGAAGAAAUGAAGGGCAUAUAUCUAAAUUUAUAUAAAUUGUCAUUAAAACACUUCUGCAUUUUGGCCACUUCUGUUCCAAGUGAAAUACUUUUUUCCAAAGCUGGUUUGACAGCUACAAAAAAUCGAAGCCGUUUAACCAGCAAGCUUCUAUCUAAAUUGUUAUUUUUAAGUUCUCUGUCAGAACAUCUUAGAUUGUUCUGAAAUACACUAUAUAAAUAGAUGUUGAAAAAUGAGUGUUUUUCUGAUACAUGUCAUGACUCUUGCUCCGCAUCCGCAAUCUGUCAUUAAUGCAUUAUUUUGCAUGUGGAAAUGAAUUUUUGGAACUUAAAAAACAUUUUUUGCAUUUAAAAAUGCGUUCAUUGCAUUUAAAAAUGCAUUUUGGCAUCCACUAAAGUAUUCAUGACUCUUGCUGUGUGUUUGCAGUCUGUCAUUAAUGCAUUUAAUAAUGCCUUUUUUGCAUUUAAAAAUGCAUUUUUAGCAUUCUUAAUCAUGCUUCUUCUUUAUUCCUUGUGGCUUCUGUACAUGUGUACAAUCCGGCAGCUCAUUUGUUGUGACUGUACUUUGUCUGGCUCAACACAGGUAUAAACUUUUCUCGUACCUGGGCAACGGAGGUACAUUACACACACCCUAAAUGUUGCCUCAGAAAAGGAUUAGCACCCAGGGUUUUAAAAGAUGGGGAUCUGAAACAGUUAUAAUAUUAUUUUAUUUGUCUGAAUGAAGUAGGUUAAUAGGUAUAUGACUUCAUGUUGAUAUUUGCAAGUAUUAAUUGAAUGUUAAAGGGGGCAUUGACUCCAGCUUUUCUUAUCUCUUCAUAUAGAUUAAAACCUAAUAUUUGAUUUAUUGAGCAUUCUAAUAGUAUAUGAUUUAAAUCUGCAUAUUGUCCACAAUCACAGAAGGGGUCAUCUUCCAUUCCUAUUUUGAACAUGUGAACUUUAUAUCUUGCAUGUCCCAUUCUCAUUCUGAUUAUGGCUGUUAGGUGUCCUCUGCUUAUAUACAGGAUUUUGGAGUAGAAUGGUUUGACCAGAAAUUCUUCUUGUAUUUUCUUAUACCACCUGCCUUUGCUAAUGAAUGUUCAUUUCCACAUUGUUGUGAAUGUCUCCUUUAUUUUUGUUUUGGCCUUAGUAUAUCGGCUAUAGUAAGUUUCGUAUCUUGUGGGAUUCCAAGUUGUCUUCCUAAGUUAGCUAGAGUGUCUGCCGUUUCAUUUCCUCUAAUGUUUGAGUGUCCUGAGAUCCAAGCCAGUUCAAUAUUGUAUCCUUUUUCUGCAGCUUCGUGAAUUAGCUGUUGUGAGACAGCCAUAUUCUGAGUUAGCAUCCACACCUUGUUUUGCUAUUUGUGCUAUAGCACUUUGCGAGUCUGUUAAUAUUAGGCUUUUCCGGAUUUUCUUUUCUAUUACUAUGUUGCAUGCUUUGUUAAUCGCUGCUACUUCCGCCGCGCAGAUAUUUAAGUAGUCAGGGAGUCUGGAUGUGUAGUUAUGUUCCAGUUGAGGAAUGUGUACCUCAUAUCCCACUUUAUAGUCCACUUUAGAUACGUCAGCGUAUAUAAGGGUGUGAGUGUCUCUGAACUGUUCCAUAAUUUGUAGAAAUUGCAGCUCGAUAUUGUGAUCAUUUUUGUUUAUGUUAAGGGGGAUGACUUUCACUGCCCAAGUUUGAGUAGUGUAAUCAAACUCGAAGCACGGUAGGACUCGUCCCGAAAGGAUUAGUGGAAUGUAUUCCUCCAAAAUGUUAAGGGCUUCUAUGGUGUGAUGGUGGGCGCUCUAUUCCUCCAAUAGUCUUGGCCUGACUCAUAUUGGUUUUUUAGUUUUUUUAAUAUCAUGAUUAAGGGGUGGGCUUGAAUUCUAAUUUUUUUCGCUAGAAAUUUAGUGCAUAACCAGAACCGCCUGUGGUGUAGAUCCAUUUCCGCGGUUUCUGCUAGUAACGUGUUAGUUGGUGUUGACUUCAUGGUACCCGUUAUGAUCCUGAGCCCUUGAAAUGCCGUCUUCUGGAGUUUAUUGAGAUCUUUUUGAUUGCAGGAACUUAAUAGUAUGCUACCAUAAUCCAGAUGGGAUUUAACUAGUCCGUUAUACGCCAUGUGUAAGGUUGCAGGGUCGGCACCCCAGGAAACCUUCCCAGAAAUUUUUAAAAGUUUUAUUCCCCUAUUAGCCUUAUUUAUCAUAUUGUCUAUCUGUGCGCUCCAUUUUAAAUUUUUAUGUAGUAUGACCCCUAAGUAUUUCGUUUGGUUUUUGAGCUCUAUAUUUUUAUUUAUUAUUAUUGGUGUGGACCGCUUUCGAUUACCUUUCGUAAACCAUAUCGCUGAACUUUUUUUCACUGAUAUUUCAAAGUUGUGGCUUUUCAUCCAAACGUUUACUCUUUCCAGAUACUCGUUUAAUAUUUCCGCCAUUUUGUCUAUUUUGUUAUCGUUGACCAUCAGUGCCAUAUCGCCUGCGUAGCUGAGUAAAUGUAUGUGUUCUGGUAAUAUUGAAUAUAAUUCAUUUAUAUAUAUGUUAAACAAUAGUAGGCUUAGAGUGGACCCCUGAGGAAGGCCUAGUGAGGU
Acanthoscelides obtectus is the source of this 4415-nucleotide messenger RNA. Lineage: Eukaryota; Metazoa; Arthropoda; Insecta; Coleoptera; Chrysomelidae. The record is from the annotation of a GenBank genome assembly.